AUGAAUGAAAGAAUGGACUUCACUCGUCCAUUUCCAAACAUUUCCUUUCAGGAGUAUGUGAAAAUAUACCAAAAAGUAACUGAACUCGAAUCUAUUCAUGAACAAUACGAUGAUUUACUUACAAAACUUGAGAAUACUAAUCAUGAAUUGCUUCUAUACUUGCAUCACUAUAGAUAUCGACUUCCAUGGAUGAUCGCAAAGCAUCAAAAAAAUUUCCAAGUUGAAAAAUUAUAUUCAAUUCACAGACCAGAAACAGAUAAAUUAGUAAGAUGCGAAAUACCAGAGAUUGUCGACUUCUUUAAGUCAUUGAUUAAUGAUAGACUAGAUAUCAUCAAAAUUCUUGCACAUAAUGAGAUAAUUAUAUCUAAAUCAGAACCAGUUUUAUUCAACAAUUGCGAAACAGCUCUUGAUUCUUUUAUUUCUUCAUUAGUUAUACCGAAUUUAUUUGGAAAUUUCAUUGGCCAACAAAAUGUAGAUGAUUUCAUUGAAGCUGUAGGAAGAGCAUUUGAUUCAUUUGCCGAACAGCCUUUUGAUUUUAUUCUUAACUUUGAUUCUUCAUUUUUAUGCAGAGUAUUACGUGAAUUCUUCUUUUCUCCUUUCUUCAGAGAGUUCGUUGGCGAACAAUUUUCAGGAUUUCUCAGUUUCUUUACGUUUAAGAAAUCAAAUAAUGAUCAAAUUUCUUGUUCUCGUUUCCAAAGCUUCCUAAGCUUAUUUUUCUCAGAGUUUUCGCAACCAUUACAGACAGCACCCACAUUUUUCAGAAAGCUCUUCCAAAGAAUGGCCGCAAAUUUUAAUCCAACACACAUCGUUGCUACAGUCAUAUUAAAUAGCUUAAUCAUACCUAUGAUCGGAUUCCCAACUGUAUUUUCCGCUCUACCUAAUUAUCAACAGUUCCAUGUUGAAAAUUUAGAUACUGCACGUUUCUUACGUUAUUACGCCGGAAUUAUCUGUGGACUUCCACUUCCUGAUGAAUUUCAAGAUUUUCCGAUUAUAGAAACCUAUGAUCGCUUUGAUAGUUCAAUUUUUACAAAUUUAGUUGAAUUUUUAAUGAAACCGAUCGAUCCUGAAGCUCCCUGGAAUGUUCCUGAGAACAAAACACUCUCAAUGAAUGCCGCCGCACUUAAAAAGAUGGCGAGAUUGCUUGGAAAAGAAGUCCCUCUUUUAGAUAACUACAGUGACACUCAUAUUGUGCUUUGUUCUCAAAGAAAAUCACUUAGAACACAUUAUCUCGAUGUUAAGAGGAAUUUCCAGUUGAUUGCACACGCAUUUCUGAAAAAUAAUCCUUAUCACCACACACAGUUGCCUCCAUCAAUAAGAGGUGAGAUUGCUUUGACCAUAAAUGAAUCUCCCGAUGAAUUCGUGGCCGCAGUUGAAUCCAAAAUUUUGAAAUUUUCGGAAUCAGCUGUUGACAUCCAAGAAAAGACGGAAACGAUGGAUAGAAUUCUAAAUGCAACUAAGAAGGAAUUCUAUGGUGCCGAAGCGAACCUCGCAGUUCUUUUUGUUCGCAGCAUUAUCGAAGACAAAAGUUUCAAAAAUGAGCAUAUUAAAAAGAAGAAUUUGAUGAUGAAGGAUGGAAACUACUUCUGCAACUUCAUUGUCUCGACUAUUGAGAAUUACAUAUCGAAAAACUCAUGGGCUUCGACAAUGAUCACUCAUAUCGUGAAAUACUUUUUAGCUUUCAUCAUGCAGAGCUUCCCUCUGCAGGCAUUUGCAGAUGCACAUCCUGAACUUAAGGUUCUCGAUCAGAAAUUCGCAGAAAGAAAAGAAAAUGAACUCAAAAAUAUCGAAAAGAAUGGUUACGAUGAAAAAGUGGCAAAAUUACUAAAAAGUGACAUAAUUUUAACACCAGCUUUGAAUGCAGUAUUAAGUUCUCAUCUUUACGAGAAUCCCAUUGAAAGCUCUCUCCAAAUUGUCCUUGCUGUGAGCACUGUUGAAGAUUUGUUUACUUUCCAAUAUAAUGAACCUCCAGAAGGAAAUCAACUGAUGCCAUUGAUGGCGAACUUGUUUAUUACAUCUCCUGCACCAAGUCCAUUGACUUUCAGCAAGUGGUUGGCACAUUUCGUGCAACCAGUUAUCAAAGCAAAACCAGAUUGGUUCAGUGGAGAUGAUUUCCACUCUCUUGAACACUUCUUCCAAUUCAACGCGUGGAUGGAAGAUGUGAUCAAUGAUAAUAUUUGA
Messenger RNA from Trichomonas vaginalis G3, 2178 nucleotides. RefSeq lists its product as uncharacterized. The transcript has a single exon. The coding region runs from base 1 to 2178 and encodes 725 amino acids. Lineage: Eukaryota; Parabasalia; Trichomonadida; Trichomonadidae. The record is from RefSeq and is a predicted model, not a curated record.